AGCUGACAAUUAUUUCUCCCCCCCCCAAAACAAAUGCAGCAACUUUCUUUGAAAGGUUUUGCUGGCGACACAGCGAAGGCACAUGCCAAAACAAGCAUGAUUGCAGGAGAAGGUGUGAGCAACAUCCGAACUGUAGCAGCCUUUAAUGCCCAGGGCAAGAUCCUCUCCCUAUUCAGCCAGGAGCUGCGAAUCCCACAGAUGGGAAGCCUUCGUCGCAGCCAGUCUUCUGGCCUUCUCUUUGGACUUUCCCAGCUUGCUCUUUAUGCCUCGGAGGCUCUUAUACUCUGGUAUGGUGCACAUCUAGUCAGUAAAGGCGCCUCUACCUUCUCCAAGGUUAUCAAGGUCUUUGUUGUCCUCGUCAUUACGGCUAAUUCAGUUGCAGAGACUGUUAGCCUUGCUCCUGAGAUAAUUAAGGGUGGGGAGGCUGUUCGCUCUGUCUUCUCAAUACUUGAUCGUUCCACCAAAAUUGAUCCGGAUGACCCAGAGGCCGAACUGGUCGAGUCAAUCCGUGGGGAAAUUGAGCUACGCCACAUCGACUUUGCUUACCCGGCGAGACCAGAACUCAUGGUGUUCAAAGACCUCAACCUCAGGAUCCGAGCUGGGCAGAGUCAAGCUCUUGUUGGUGCAAGUGGGUCAGGGAAGAGCUCCGUAAUUGCAUUGAUCGAGCGUUUCUAUGAUCCAUUGGUUGGGAAGGUUCUUAUUGAUGGAAAGGACAUUCGACGUAUCAACUUGAAUUCAAUCAGGCUUAAGAUUGGGCUGGUUCAACAAGAACCAGCCCUAUUUGCAGCAAGCAUUUUUGAGAACAUUGCUUAUGGGAAGGAUGGAGCCACAGAGGCUGAAGUGAUUGAAGCGGCCCGGGCCGCAAAUGUGCAUGCUUUCGUGAGUGGAUUACCGGAUGGGUAUAAAACACCAGUGGGGGAGAGAGGAGUUCAACUUUCAGGUGGGCAGAAACAGAGAAUUGCGAUUGCUAGGGCUGUGCUCAAGGACCCAGCAGUGUUACUACUGGAUGAGGCUACGAGCGCGCUAGACGCGGAGUCAGAAUGUGUGCUCCAAGAAGCCCUUGAAAGGCUAAUGAGAGGGCGGACCACGGUGCUAGUAGCCCACAGGCUUUCAACCAUUAGAGGGGUGGAUAGCAUCGGCGUUGUGCAAGAUGGGCGCAUUGUAGAACAAGGCAGCCAUACCGAGCUGGUCAGCCGAGCGGAUGGAGCUUAUUCUAGGCUCCUGCAGUUGCAGCACCAUCACAUUUGAAUAGUUUUGAAAUGUUUUGGGUGGCAUGAUAUCUGGGCCCCCCAAGAACGUGAUAUCCCAUUCUCACUUCCUCUUGGAUUCAACUUUUUUUUUUUUUUACUGUCUCAGUGAACGUCGAUGAUGAUGAUGAUGAUGAUGAUGAUGAAUGUAGAUAUGGGCAUGAGUUUAGUAUCUAUAAUUUAUAAAUAGAUAUGGGGCAUUAUUCUAUUA
Molecule: messenger RNA, 1458 nt
Organism: Macadamia integrifolia
Lineage: Eukaryota; Viridiplantae; Streptophyta; Magnoliopsida; Proteales; Proteaceae
Product: ABC transporter B family member 19-like
Exons: 1
Coding region: 34-1248 (404 amino acids)
Biological process (GO): transmembrane transport
Cellular component (GO): membrane
Molecular function (GO): ATP binding; ABC-type transporter activity; ATP hydrolysis activity
Source: RefSeq, a predicted model, not a curated record